AUGAAGACUCAACAACCUCUUCACGUGGCCACCCCGGUCAGAGAGAGCCUCGCCCUGACAAAAUUGGCCCAAACUUCAGUUUACCUCAAACUGGACUCAUCCCAGCCUACAGGCUCCUUUAAGAUCAGGGGCAUUGGACACCUAUGCAAAACAUGGGCUGAGCGAGGAUGCCAGAGGUUUGUUUGCUGUUCAGGAGGAAACGCAGGCAUGGCUGCGGCCUAUUCAGCCCGCCAACUGGGCAUACCUGCAACCAUCGUGGUGCCCAGCGUCACCCCAAAUCCCACAGUAGAUCGUCUACGGGAGGAGGGGGCCACAGUGGUUAUCCAUGGCAAGGCGCUUAAUGAAAGCAUCGAGUAUGGACAACAGCUUGUGGCCAACAACCCAGGAUGGAUUUUUGUCUCUCCCUUUGACGACCCCCUCAUCUGGGAAGGCCACACAUCACUGGUGCAAGAACUGGAGCAAGACAUGAAGGAGAAGCCAGGGGCUAUCGUGCUGUCAGUGGGAGGUGGCGGGCUGCUGAAUGGAGUAGUGGAGGGUCUGCGACGAGCCGGCUGGGCUGACGUGCCAAUUGUCGCCAUGGAAACCAUAGGAGCUCACAGCCUCAAUGCAGCUAUCAAGGCAGGGGAGCUAGUCACUUUACCUGCUAUAACUAGUGUUGCCACCACACUAGGCCUGACGAGGGUUUCUGUACAGACUUUUAAACUGGUGCAGGAGCACACAGUCUUCUCAGAAGUCGUCACAGACCAGGAGGCUGUUAAAGCCGUGGAGCGCUUUUUAGACGAUGAGAAGAUUCUUGUGGAACCCGCCUGUGGUGCUGCACUCACUGCUGUGUACAGUGAUGUCAUCAAAAGGCUGCAGGAUGAGGGCAAACUAGAGAGGCAGCUGGGCCCCGUGGUCAUUGUUGUAUGUGGAGGCAACAACAUCAGUAUGCAGGAGCUCCACAGGUUGAAAAAACAACUCGGUAUUCUCUAG
Messenger RNA from Nerophis lumbriciformis (worm pipefish), 972 nucleotides. The record is from RefSeq and is a predicted model, not a curated record. Lineage: Eukaryota; Metazoa; Chordata; Actinopteri; Syngnathiformes; Syngnathidae.